This is a messenger RNA of Zootermopsis nevadensis, 10253 nucleotides long. RefSeq names its product pH-sensitive chloride channel 1 (gene pHCl-1). Gene Ontology annotation, molecular function: transmembrane signaling receptor activity; extracellular ligand-gated monoatomic ion channel activity. Gene Ontology annotation, cellular component: membrane. Lineage: Eukaryota; Metazoa; Arthropoda; Insecta; Blattodea; Termopsidae. Gene Ontology annotation, biological process: monoatomic ion transmembrane transport. The record is from RefSeq and is a predicted model, not a curated record.
CUCGACUUCAGGUCCUUCGUAAUUUUAUAGGACUCUUCGCAUGGGCCUAUUUCCAGUUGAUAAAUAGCAUUUACGCGACUUAGAAUAGAGUGGGGGAUAUACAGGAUGUCCUAAAAAGAUAUACACGAAGCAGCAAGUUUGGUGGCCGCUUGUCAGUUGCUCGCCGCUCUCGACUGUUCCACGAAGCUAACGAUGGCCAUCUUGAACACUGAACACUAGAUAUGCUGAUUCACCAAGUGCCAAUGCUGACAUGUCCUAAGAUGGGUUUAUUUGUGGAGCUGCUUCGCGCGGCCGCCAUAUUGCUCAUUCUGUGGCACGUCCGCGGAUCGGAUUUUUUUGAAGAAGGCAAGUCGGAUAAAGAAAUUCUGGACAAUCUAUUAGUGACCACCCGAUAUGACAAAAGACUUCGUCCAACAGUUCAAGAUGCUGAUUUUUGCUGCGGGAUGCGGUCACCAUCAGACCCUCGGACCCCGGGCUCUCCCCGGAAACACCUUCCCGGAGGACCCUUGAGAGUAAAUGUAAGCGUUCUCCUUCUCAGUCUUGCUUCUCCAGAUGAGUCCAGUUUGAAAUAUGAAGUGGAGUUCCUUCUGCAGCAGCAGUGGUUUGACCCACGCCUCAAGUACUCCAACAAGAGCGAAUACGAGUUUCUCAAUGCAAUCCACCACCACAACGACAUCUGGCUGCCAGACACGUACUUCAUUAUGCACGGAGACUUCAAGGAUCCACUCAUUCCCGUUCAUUUUGCUCUCCGUAUCUACCGCAACGGAACUGUCUCUUAUCUUAUGCGUCGUCACCUAAUCCUUUCAUGCCAAGGACACCUGCAUAUAUUCCCAUUUGAUGAUCCUCAGUGCUCGUUUGCCAUGGAAAGCAUUUCAUAUGAGCAGACUGCUAUCUCAUAUGUGUGGAAGAAUGAUGAGGACACACUGCGCAAGUCUCCAAGCCUGACUACGCUCAACGCGUAUCUCAUCUCAAACCAUACCGUGACGUGUCCCGUUAAGUCCAGCUGGAGGGUCGACUAUGAUGAGUCUGAUCCUGACGACGAAACAUCAGAAGACUGCAAAUGUUCUCUGUGCCAGAGACGCUUCGAGGAGCAAGGUUAUAGGGACACUGAUGACACAAUGGAUAUUGUCCAAUUAAGAAGUUCAUCCCCAUCAACAGACCUGAUUUCAACAACCCCAGAAUACCAGCCAGGGAUUUAUAAACGAGGGAACUACAGUUGCCUUAAAGUGGACCUGAUAUUCACGCGUGACCGAGCAUUUUACUUUACAACUGUUUUCAUACCAGGCAUCAUAUUGGUAACAUCAUCUUUCAUCACAUUUUGGCUCGAAUGGAAUGCUGUUCCAGCACGAGUCAUGAUUGGCGUGACAACAAUGCUGAACUUUUUCACCACCUCAAACAGUUUCCGAGGUACAUUACCUGUGGUGUCCAAUCUAACAGCAAUGAAUGUCUGGGAUGGUGUAUGUAUGUGUUUCAUAUACGCAAGUCUGCUGGAAUUUGUAUGUGUGAAUUAUGUGGGACGAAAACGACCACUCCACAACGUGGUGUAUCGGCCCGGAGAGAAUCCAGUGACACAGCGACUGCCAGCCGUUCUGAGCAGGAUAGGCGUUAUAAUGGCAAGCCCGCUGGUGUGCCAGAGAAAUAUGGGAUCCCACAGUGAACUUCUAACAUUAUUGGGUGACAAAAACAAACGGGAGACUUCUGGUCCAAACGAGAUUGUAAGUUGCACAAAUUGUGGUCCCAACCCAUGUACACAUACAGCCAACAAUGGAUGUGCUACUGAGGUGCGAAAGAAGGAACCUCCGCAUCCAAUCCGAGUGGCAAAGACCAUCGACGUCAUUGCAAGGAUCACAUUUCCAACUGCCUAUGCUGUCUUUCUUAUCUUCUUUUUCAUUCACUACAAAGGAUUCUCAUAAGAAUAGUGGUGGAACAAAACAGUGUCCGUGCAGUGUUGCCAUUUCACAAAGGAUCAUAUUUAUGUUGGCUUAUUGCUGGUACUUGAGUUUGGACAGUGUACAGGGUUACUCAUAAAUUAUCAGCACAGAUUAUCUUAACAAAAUAAUCUAAUAAUUGUUAAAUAAUCUAGUCAGUGUAAUUUUCAAUUACAAUUUCUCUGAAGCAGUGUCCUAAUAGGACUGUGUCAGUUUUAUCAGUUGAGGAACACAGAGCUGUGGAAAGUAAAAUGUGUUGAUGAUUGGUGUCGUCCUGUUAGGUGUGUGGAUGGUCGUGAUGCGAUAUUCUAGUCAGCAGAUGUCAUUAUAGCAAUACUAACUGAAACACAACCAAGCUGGUGUGGAUUCUGCAUAUUUAAAUAUAAGUUUAAAGUAUAUGAAAUGCCUGUCACUCAUGAGGAGGAUGCUUUGUUACAUUCAUGAAGCCAGAGAGCUUGAUGUCUUUUGUGAUAGCUUCGGCUAUAAACAGUAAGGUAAGUAUUAUUUUAUUGUAAAGAAGACAUUUGAAGAAGAUUAUAUAUAAUGUUUGUGCAUCUUUCAUUAUAUUGUCUUGCCAUUUCCAGUGACUAUUUCUGGUGGAACAUUUGAGGUUAACUUAUGUGGCUGGCCAAAGGGAGUUUUGGUUGAACAAUUCAAAGAUAUUAAGUAGAUGAAGUUUUAGAUCACCAAAAUAAGGUAAGGCUUAUGAGCACAAGGAUGUUAAUGCAUAGUGAAAGGGAAAAAUAGUUUUUGUUACUUUUUAAAAGGAGAAAAAAUUCCUUUCUGAGAAAAAUUGAUGAGAAAAUAUCUGAUAAGCCAUAACUGGAUCAAAGUAAAACAAUUUGUUUUUACAUGAUGGAUAUAAGUACUGGUGAUUUUCUGUCUUAAUAUUGUCUUUUUUCACUUAUCUAAUGUCUAAUGUCAAUACUCAUUACAUUCAUUAUUCAUUUAUGUGAAUUUUGAUAAGGUAUCAAUAAGUGCUGUAUUUAGUCAUACCUUGUUUUGAUAUAGUUAACAGAAAAAUCUGUUUUGAAGUAUGUUAACAUUCUCUAAAAGAAUUAGUGUUCUUCCAUUUAAAAAUGAUAGCUCACUGAUAUUCAAAUAGCAGGCACCAAAGUGCAUGUAAUGAGCUGUUUGAGUUACCGUUAUUUUUGAAUGGAAAAUCUGAACAUAUUCCAAAUGCUGCAUAUUUUGUCAGCCUCCAUCAGGGUCUUUGAAUAUUACCAAUUCUAUUGUCUGGAGUUACAUCAUUCAGCUGUGGACAUAUUUUAAUACUGUCUACAUGAAAAUCAGUUGACAAAUGACUUGUUGCUUGAUGUAGCUCCUUGCAGCACCAGCUGGUCUUAGUGUCUGUACAACCCAGCACAGCGUCACAUGUACCCACCUUUACAAUAAUAUUUUACAUUACCACGACCCUAUUUGAAGAUGCCAAAGCUAUUAAAAGCAACUUUCUUACAUUAAUUAUUGUACCAGUAUUGUGCUCGACACUAUCUAUUGUAUCAGGAUAUAUUUUAUACAGGCCUACUUGGCAUUUUGGUAGUUAACAGUACUUGCAUCUUCAGCUUAUUGUUGUUAUACUAACUGAUUUUGUUUUUAUUUAGAAAUUGGUGAUAAGGUUUUAAAUCAAACACAAGACUAGACAAGUAAGCUAACAAAUACACCACUAACGAAAGGUUUGGGCUAGUUGUUAUAGAUGCUUGUCAAAUAAUGUGCUUGUUUAGUUAUGCUUUUUGCAUUACAGUUAUGAAGUCCUUUAAGCCUGGAAUAGCAUGUGUUGGUCCAAGCACUUCAGUCUGUGGUGGUGUUUGGGAUCAUUAGAAUAUUAAGUUAGCACAUUAACUGACAACCAGUCACUUGGAAGCAGAUGUAGAACCAACUACCAAUACAUCAUGAAUUUCAAAUAUACCUGGGACAAUGGAUAAUGUCAAACAUAACACUAGUAUGAUGAAUAAACCAUUGUCACAAACCUUUAGAAAAUCAUUAUCACUCUCAGGUCCGACGUUCAUGUUCCGUGGUGUGCGCAUCAUUGUGUUCUAGCAGCAAGGUGCCAGAGUGAUGUUUCAUCUCAUACCUCUCAGCAAAGCUGGUCACUUACAUCAUGUGAAGUGACUGCAGAGCUUCUUUAAAUAUGAACUCUUUUAUUGCUAUGUUAAUGUUAGUGAUAUGCAGCAUCAGUUAAUUUACAAUGAGUGGACAAUGCUGUGAUUGUAUUAGAUUUGGGGUUCUCAUAUCAGUAAAGGCUUCAGUGUUGAUGUUCUGGAUUGAAAGGCUAUGUAGACUUCAGCCCUGAAGAUGAAGGACUACCGGGUCAUAAUAUCCAAACCAGGAACUACAAAAAGCAUUCAAGCCAUAAUUGAAUUAUGAACAUGAAGUAUGUGUAUUUAAAACCAUUGGUAUAUCAUACAAUGUAAAUACAUACACGAAUGUAAAAUUAGUAUAAUAGUGAAGUAAGGAUGUAAAUGUUCUGAUAAUUUCCUUUUAAAAUUAGAUAAGUGUUUAAUUGGCGAGAAGGUGUUGUUUCAAUAGAAGCUGUGCUUCAGAAUGUUUUGUUAAUUACAAUGGUGUGGUGGACACUUGCUGCCAUAAGAGCCUGAAAUCUCACCAAGCAGAUAAAUGGAUUAAAAAGGAUGUGGUAAAUUAAUGUUGUUGAAUAAUGUGUGGUGGAAAGUCGCCUGCAGAUGGCACUAAUCGCCAAAACAUCAUGAUUAUUGAAUAUUUCUGUAUAAUGUGUGCUAUAGACUGAACAAAAAUUUCACUCCAGCUCUGGAUGAUAUAUUUUGAAAUGCUAGAUGAAACAUCACUUUAUUUUAAAGUACGGGAUACUUUAAAAUGUUUGCUGCUGGAUUAAAUAAAUUAAUUACAUUCUUAAUUUAUCUCUUACUCAAAGUUGAAUUGAUACAUUUAAAAUUCUGUGGGAUUAUAUGGGCUGGAAAUUUGCAGCAUGACCACUGCCCUCAGUCCCUUGGGUGAUAAAUGAAGAGAAAGUGUAUGAAUUGAUGUGUCCACAGGAAAGAAUUGUGAACACAUAGCAUGUGUAUAUGAAUGUAUUUUGCCAUUUUUGGCAUUUUGAAUCUGUUGGGCUCGAACAGUACUAGUCAUGUUCUUUGUUAUUGUUUAUUUUGGAGUAUAUAUGAUUGUUAUGAAUGGUUGACGUUGAAAAUGUGAGUUCUUAUUUUGAGAUAUUUAUUCUGUUGCUAACUUUUAUAGUCUUCGUUAUAAGCAGUUCUGUACAAUACAGAUAUUUUAAUAUUUAAUAAUGUUUUAUCAUAUUAAUGCAGACACUCAUGUAUGUGCAGUUUCUUUUUCACAUUGUAUGUGGUAAUCAAUAUACAAGACUUAUUAUUAUUCUACUACUGCUAUUAUCUUGUUGGUUAGACAUAUCAGUGGUUUGAAUAGGCAGCUGUGACUUUAAAGAUAGUCCUCCAUUUAGUGCAAUUAAGUUACUUGUUACUGACAAUUUUUCUUCAGUCAUAGCUGCCUCACACUACACCUCAUAGUUACUGCAGGUUCUUGUUUCCAAUUUAUGGACCCUGUCUCUAGAUCAGAAGAUUUGAAUCAGUUAAAAACUCAUUCAUUCAUUCUCCUCAUUUAAAGAAAUUUAAUGGGUUUUAAUUGAAAGUUCAGAUGACUGAAUUGACCUUUGGUUGUUUAUUGAUUUCAUCCACAGUUGUCUUAGGAAUAUUUAAAAAAAAUUCUUUCCUCUUCUCUGCGUAAGAUGUAAAACGUUUUACUUUCUUUUUCAUUUGUAUGAACUUAACCAAAACAAUUACAGAAAAUUUUCAGGUAUUAGGUUGUUAUUUAAUGACCUUUCACACCUCACAUAAUUUUUAAGUUGUAGGAUUAAUAGAAAUACUAAUGAAUUUCAAAACUAGGUGCAACAUUCUGAAGUAUUUAGUGAGGAACAGAUACAUAUAAAUAAGGAAAUUUUUAUAUCUGUGGCAUGUGUGUAUUUCUCUCAUCUCAUUUCAGAUGGUCAUGAGAUAGUAACGCUUAUCAAUUCCCUCAUUGAUGAAAGUGUUACAGUGGGAUAUGGAAAAGUACCAUACCCUGUUAAAUAUCUCUGUAAAAUGAGCAGUUCUCAUCAUGCUCCAUGUCACAGCAUCCAGUUCACAUCAGAGUAGUUUCAUAUUCUGAUCUCACUUAUUUUGAUUCUCUUAAGAAUACAUUGCCAUACACCAUAUAUAAAAAUCAUGUUAGCUGCUGGUGUUUGUCUCUUUAUAACACAACAUAGGAUAACAGGGGAUCAUUGGAUGAUUGUUUAGUUUUGUAGCUGACAGUACUUUGUUGUGCUGUGGGAAUGAUGUAUACCUAACUGGAAGUAUUUUCACAAAAUGUUUUAAAAGAGAGUGGCCACAUUCUUAUUGUGUAUACUGACUGAUGUCAGAAGGUGGUGCUAGAUGAUACAUGUUGAACAUUUAAAUGAUUUGGUGCAUCUGUCUCAUAUUGAGGAUCCUUUGUAUUGGUUCAGGCCAUAAAAGAAACUGACUCCAUAAAGCAUGGUAUUCAGAUCUGUGGUAACAUAACCUGGUUAAUGAUUUCUUGUGUAAUUAAAUAUAAGCUUUUCAGACUGACAUCAGAGGACCAUUUAAUAAAUAGAAAUAUUUGUUAUGCAGACAUGUAUACCACUUUUAAGUAGUUCUCAAUAUUCUGUGCUUUUAUAAAAAGUAAAUUAAAAUUAGUACCACUGAAAGUAUAGUUUAUUUUAAUGAUCAAGGAAAAUUUCUUGGCUGUUUAAAUAACUAAUUCUUUGCUGAAUUAACUUCCAUGUACAUGAAAAUUUCUAUUUUGACAAUUUUGUUUAGAUCAGUGUUAAUACAUGAUAAUGAAAUUUAUAAUUAGGGUUUCCCCUGCCUUCUCAUAAGUAUCCGAAGUGCCGAAAAGCUGAGUUCUGCCUUCUUGCAUUCCGGCAAGUUUUCCUGUUAAUGCUUUUCAGACAGGCAACAAGGAAGAUUAUUUUUUAAUUUCUUCCUAAAAUAAUGCUCUACAAAACGCUUUUGCCACAAAGUUAAAAGCUGCAGUAUUUGACAAAAUGCAAGCUAUUUUAUCUGAGAAAAAGUACUUGUGACUGCUCUCAGGAUUCUUGCAGAGUGGGUGAACAUAACCGCAAUGUACUAGAAUAUCUGUUGGGGUUUCAUAUAGAUUCCUAAAUAUGAGGCAGACAGAUGUGAAUGUGCUGGCAUCUAUUCCUUGUACAGUUGCAGUUUAACACCGGUGUGGAUGUUUUAGCACACAUGCCCCUUCUUUCUGCCCCUCCUUGUAUUGUCCCUGUGGCUACUACUAUUGUAACUUGCUCAGAUUAGUACUGAUCUUAUGUUACAUUUCAUAGCUGGGUCCAGCUUAAGUGUAUAAAAAUGAAGAUAAAUAUCAGCCAUGAGCCUUGAUUCGAAUUAGGACAGGGCCUUUGUAUUAAUUUCUAACCUUAAAACUUUGGGAGUAAUAUUUAAUCACAUAUAUAUGUGAAGAAAGCACAGCUAAACCACAUCUGAAUUCAAUUGUGGAUGAGCAGCAAUCAUUACAUUUCCUUUGUUCUUUUUAUUACUUUCAGGAGUAAUGUUAUAUGCAUACUAUUACUGACAAAAUUAUAUAUUUAUGAACUGUAAUUUGAUACACUGGUACAUUUAUAUUUGUGUAAAAACUGAUUUGACCCUGUUCUUUAUUACCCCAGUCAUUGAUGUGAACAAGCUUCAUGGUAGUGGCACUUUGUCAGCAUUGCAAAAUCAUACCCAUCACUUUUAGUUUUAAUGUUACCCUACCUUUCGUGCUUUACUGUUACUAAACUAAAUAUUGAUGAAUACAUGGUGCAUACAAGCAAACUGAAUUUGAACAACAAUAUAAGGAAUGAAUGUGCAAAACAAAUGGGGGAGAAAGUUACAUGUGUUGAUACCUGGAGUGUCCCAUUAAAUUAUUGUUAUUAAUAUAAUAAAUAAGUAUAAUUAAUAAAACAAAUUUUGUUUCCCUAAUCAAAUUUUAAAUAACACUCACCCUUUGGCUUUCAGUUACAGGGGCCUCUUCUCCAAACAGUAUUAUCGGUAUAAACUGUACCUAUGCACUCAGAUAGUACAAUCACAACUGAUAUAUAGCAGUAAUGUCUCUUGGUUAACAAAUCCGAGAUACAACGAAAUAGCCCUCACAACGAAAUUGUUCUACUUGAGUAUGUGCAGGAGCUUUGUAAAAUGUACAAGUUUAUAAAACCAGAACAUAGUGGUAAUACACAAUUUCAUUUUUACCUUGUUUUGAGGUAACUUUGAAUUUUGAAUUUAUUAAUAUUAUGAAGACAAACAUUGUCGUGUUUUACUAAAUUGUAGGAAGUUAUUGGGAUGACAGUUCAAUUUGAUUUGCAUAAAUUAAAAUCUGUUAUGAAGUCAUAUCAGAAGUAAAUUGAGGUCUUUUUUUUUCCCAGGACAUGAUUCCUAUUACACAUAAUGAAUCUUAACACAGCUGAGAAGCACAUUUAUCCCCUCCUGUCCCUAGAUUUGGUACAAAAGUAAGUGGCAUUGAAUCUUUUAGCUUUUCCUUGGUAUGUUUUGACAUUUUUAUUGUUUUGUUCUUGAUGAAAUAAGGUUGGACCAAUACAGAUUAAAUAGUUUAUAGUUUUUAAAUAAUAAAUUAAAUUCUUUUGUGUUCAGAUUUUAUCAAAAGUUAUUUAGUUCCUGCUUUUAAAUGUGAAGUAUUAAUGUCUCCCCUAAAUUAUGUUAAUAUGGUAAUGGGUUUGUUGAUCAAGGGACAGGUUGUGUUUGUUUAAAUAUUAGUAUAAAAUGUUGCAAAAUUUCAUGCUGAAUGAGCAUUCUAAGGUAAAAAAACACUAAACUGCUGUAUAUGCAUAAUUUUUGUUGAGUGUUUGUAUUACUGUUACGAGGACAGAUGGUUCCCAUUUCUACUUGAUCAUUGAAAAGUUAUAAAUCCACAAUCUUUGGAGAGAAUUUGGUUCAGUAGCUCCCAGUAUUGAAACUUUUGCUCUGCUGUACCCAUUUAAAGAUAGUAACACAGGAGCUGCCAACCUUGAGAUAAGAAACCUGUCUUGUAUGGAUAACUUACCUGUAGGGGUGACAGUAAGCUCUGUAAGUGUAUAGAACGACUGUGACUGCUAUUCAUGUACUCAAAUUUAAGCAUUAUAACAAAUAAUUCCCAAUAAGUAUGUCUUAGAGCCUUUGAAUGCUAUUUUGUUCUCAAAAUUGUUUUGACAUUUUCUCUAAAAUUGAUGGAAACACUUUGGUCACUGCUGUAUUAGUUCAUGAUGGCAACAAUUCAGUAAACAUUUAUACCAGUUUAGCUUAGAAAUAGCAGGUUGAUGAAGGCUUUUAUUCAAAAUUAAGUAACUAAUUCCAUGGCACUACACUGGACCAUAACCUUACCCAGAUGAAUCCAGUCCCGACAUUCUGUUUUCAUCAGAAACAUCUUAAUACUAUCCUUUAUCUAAACUUAGAUCCCCAGAGUGCUUCUAAAAAUUAAAACCACUGUUCUCUGUCAAAGUAUCCAAACUAUGGAAAGCAUUUGCCUACUUACACCUGAAAUAUAAAUUUCAUUACCGCUUUUCUUCAACCAUAUGGUUACUUCCUAUUGGUUAGCACCCCAUUCUUCUAUUCAUCCAACCACAAUCUUCUCAUCUGACUCAUCUCCUUCUGCCAGAUCUAUAUCGAGGCUUCUCAAACCCCCUAUCCAAAGACAUACCUUGAAGAGAGCUGCUGUUUGCCAAAACAUUGAAAAAUCUUGAACAUUCAAUAUGACUUUUCGCUGAAAGCCGAAAUUUAUACAUUAAAUUCAACCUGCAAAAACAUAAGGACAAGAAUUACCUGUGAUGUAAAGCAUAGAAACAAUUUGGCUUUUAUGAUAAUUAACUUCUUACUUUUUACCUCAUAAACACAAAUAAUGCACGAAGUAAUAUUGAGCUUCAUGGAUAGUAUAAUGAAUGUACAUGAACACCCUGUGAUGUUUUAAUUGAAACAAGUGGCUUUUUUGAGGCAUUUAGCUCAUGCAGAGGUAAGUGAAAAUGGGGUUGCAACUCCUGACCUAAUGUGGAUACUUAACUUCUGCUUUUAAGUCCUCAUUGUGAAUGUGUCCAUGCAGUUUUCAGAUUGCCUCAAGUAUUUCAAUGGAUGUUUCAUGUGUUUCUAUUAUCAAUGCCUUCAAAUAACUAUAUAUGGUAGAAGAUGAACACACUAAAAAAUGUGCACUUUUUACUCUAUUUGAUUGUUAUGCAUAACAUUUUUGCUCGUAUAGAUUUAUUACAACAUACAACUAUUGAUUUAGUGUUGACACAUUUUUAAUAUAUAGCUUUGUAUCUCAUAUAUAUAUAUUUGUGUGUUAUAAACCAUGACAGCACUUAAA